AUGGUAGCUCCCUUGACACUGAGCCGGAGUUUAGGGGAAAGAACUACGCCACCUUCUACCACCAUCAUCCUGGGCACGCACGAAGCCCCUUCUGCCCCUCCUCACAGCCGCCCACGGAGAGUGCCAGGGGGGCCUGUUCUCUGCAGGGGUAUGGAGAGGAAGAACUCAGAGUGCUGUGAGGCCCCAAAGAAGCUGGGACUGUCAUUCUCCAUCGACGAGAUCUUAAAGAGGCCCGCUGAGAGCAGUGAUGGAGUCAGGCUGGAAGGGGCAGGUGGACAGGGCACCAGGCAAGCAGCAGCUACAGGCUCCGGGCCAGAGAGGCCCCCACAGGACCAGCCCCAGGAGGAGAGAAGGAGCAAGCGGAGGGUCCGAACCACCUUCACCACCGAGCAGCUGCAUGAGCUGGAGAAGAUCUUUCACUUCACCCAUUACCCAGACGUCCACAUCCGCACCCAGCUGGCGGCCAGGCUCAACCUCCCAGAAGCUCAGGUGCAGAUCUGGUUUCAGAAUCAGCGCGCCAAGUGGCGGAAGCAGGAGAAGGUAGGCAGCAUCGGGGCUCCGCAGCAGCUGAGUGACGCCAACGUGGCCCCAGCCACCAAUCCGGACAUGGGUGGUCCCCUGCUGCUGCCCCCUGCACUGUCCAGGCUGGCUCCUCCCCCGGGGUGUUAUCCAUCAGCUCAAGGUCAGCUGGCCUCUGCCUGGUUCCCUGCCCGGAUCACCGUCUUCCCACGCCACCCAUGCGAGACACAGCCUCUCCCAGACCCUGUCAUCCAGCAGACCUGCUUUCCAACAUCCGGCUUCCUUCCCCCUCUGCACCCCAAAUGGGGCAGCAUCUGUGCCACUCCAACAUAG
Messenger RNA from Hipposideros armiger (great roundleaf bat), 852 nucleotides. It is a transcript of the gene ISX, whose product is annotated as intestine specific homeobox. Lineage: Eukaryota; Metazoa; Chordata; Mammalia; Chiroptera; Hipposideridae. Bases 1 to 852 code for a protein of 283 amino acids. The record is from RefSeq and is a predicted model, not a curated record. The transcript is spliced from 5 exons. Gene Ontology annotation, biological process: regulation of transcription by RNA polymerase II. Gene Ontology annotation, molecular function: DNA-binding transcription factor activity, RNA polymerase II-specific; RNA polymerase II transcription regulatory region sequence-specific DNA binding.